AAAUCAUUAAAAUGCUGAAAGAAAACCUCUUCGUAAAGAAAUUCUAAGUCCUAAUGAAAAUCGAUGGGAGAUGAUUAGAGAACUCAAAUGCGCUGCUCAGCUACAGCCUACUGACAUGCCUACCGGCCCGUAUCACUCCGGUGCCGUCCGAGUCCAACCGAACAAUCGCGCGCCGUCUCCCCGCCCUCUACCGACACCUGGGCCCCCACAGCGCGCGCUCGUGCCGGACGAGCCGACGCCGAGACCUCCCGACCCGAGUCCCGAAGCCGCAAGGCUCCGGCUCCAAAUUAUUUCCGCCCCUCCCUCCCUCCUCCGCCGCCUAGGUUUGCCCCUUCGCGCAUCCACCCCUCCCAACCCCGCAACCCCUAACCCUAGAGCCCGCCCGCCGCUCGUCAUGGACCCCGACGGCGACCCGGCGUUCCACCGCAGCGAGGCCAUCUCCGCCGUCCAGGACGUUGACCAGUACUACGGCGAGGACGACGACUUCGACGAGCUCUACAACGACGUCAACGUCGGCGACGGCUUCCUCCGCUCCUCCCACGCGCCGCCGCCGCCUCAGCAUCCCCCGCCACCGCAGCAGCGGCAGCACCAGCAGCAGCAGCAACAACUCCCUACCCCGCCCCAGCCCCCGCCGCCGCCGCCGCCGCAGCAGCCACCGCCCCACGCCCUCCCGCCACCGCAGGCCCCGCCGCAGCAGAAUAUUCACGCUCCUCCUGUUUUGGCGCCGGCUCUGAGCCACCCUACCGUCCAGCCGAAUCCACCGCUGCCGCCUCAGCCACCGGCCGCUCCUGCGCCUGCGCCGCAUCAGCACCACCAGAUCCAGCAGGGAGACGGGUUCCAGCGCCAAGGAGGGAACUAUGGCGGCGGUCCCGUCGUGGUCGGAAACGGCGCCGCUGCCCGCGGGGGCGACGGCCCCGGUGGCACGACGCUGUUCGUGGGGGAGCUCCACUGGUGGACGACCGAUGCGGAUCUGGAGGCGGAGCUCAGCAACUAUGGGCUGGUGAAGGAGGUGAGGUUCUUCGACGAGAAGGCCAGCGGCAAGUCCAAGGGGUACUGCCAGGUUGACUUCUACGACCCUGGUGCCGCCACUGCCUGCAAGGAGGGCAUGAACGGACACCUGUUCAAUGGCCGCCCAUGUGUUGUGGCAUUCGCCACACCGACCACUGUGCGCCGCAUGGGUGAGGCACAGUUGAAGAAUCAGCAGGCCAUGACUGGACAGACAUCGUCUAUGCAGCCCAAGGGUGGUAGAGGGGGCGGUGCUGCUGGAGCGCCCCAGGUGGGUGGUAAUUAUGGUGGUGGUCGUGGAGGAGGUGGUGGACCUGGUGGUGGUGCAGGAGGAGGUGGUGGAAAUUGGGGGAGAGGUGGUGGAGGGAUGGGGCAUAGAGGUCCUGGCCGGGGGAAUAGAUUGGGUCCAGCAAGUGGCCGGGGGAUCAUGAGCAAUGUUGGCAUGGUUGCACCACCACCACCAAUGCUGGCUCCGGGGGGAAUGCUGGGUCAGGGUUUUGAUCCUACUGGCUAUGGCGCCAUGGGAAGGAUGGGUGGUGGAUUUGGCGGUUUCCCUGGUGGACCAGGAGCCGGUCCAUUUCCUGGGUUGAUGCAACCAUUUCCGCCAGUUGCUCCACAUGUAAACCCGGCUUUCUUUGGACGUGGCGGGAUGGGGGCUGGUGGGAUGGGGAUGGGGAUGGGGAUGUGGCCUGAUCCCAGCAUGGGGGGUUGGGGUGGGGAGGAACAAUCAAGUUAUGGGGAUGACGCAGCAUCUGAUCAGCAGUAUGGGGAAGGGGGAAGCCAUGGGAAGGAGAGGCCACCGGAAAGGGAGUGGUCUGGUGCAUCAGAGAGGAGGCGAGAGAGGGAGAAGGAUAUGCCCCCUGCACAAGAUUGGCCAGAGAGGAGGCACCGGGAUGAGCGGGAUAUGGGCCGAGAGAGGGACCGUGACUAUGACAAAGAGAGGGAAAGAGAUCGUGAUAGGGAGAGAGACAGAGACCGAGACAGAGAGAGGGACAGAGAUAAGGAGAGAGAUAGGGAGAGGGAUAGGCACAGGGAUGACAGAGAUCGCCAUGGUGAUUAUUACAGGCACAGGGAGCGUGAUUCAGAGCGCAAUGAAGAUUGGGACAGGGGGAGGUCAUCUGGGAUACGCAGCAGAUCGAGGGAAGUAGACUAUUCUAAGCGUAGGCGGAUGACGCCUGAGUAGUGUAGCUGGGCAAGCUACAUCCACUAUAGAGGCAACAUCGAUCCAGGGCAGCAUCUUUUUUUGCUUGCUGGCAUGGUUCAGCAGGAAUUAGCAAUUCCUUACUGAUUGUAGCCAUGGUGGAUUCUAACUGCAUGUGUCUCCGGCUAUGUGUCGUAGCAAUAAUCUGAGAUCUAUAUGCGGUUGGAAUCUGUUCGGCCACAUGAAGAUCGUCUUCCCUGGAUGAUAGUUGAUGCCUUGUAUUUUUAAGUUUUCCUAACAGUCUGGAACAAAGACAUAAAAAUCUAAUUAUGUAUAAUGCCUGCAUCGAUGAUAAACCGGUCUGUAUUAUGACCAUUGCUUUGCUUA
Phragmites australis (common reed) is the source of this 2533-nucleotide messenger RNA. RefSeq lists its product as uncharacterized. The record is from RefSeq and is a predicted model, not a curated record. Gene Ontology annotation, biological process: mRNA alternative polyadenylation. Gene Ontology annotation, molecular function: mRNA binding. The transcript is spliced from 2 exons. Lineage: Eukaryota; Viridiplantae; Streptophyta; Magnoliopsida; Poales; Poaceae. The coding region runs from base 71 to 2188 and encodes 705 amino acids. Gene Ontology annotation, cellular component: mRNA cleavage and polyadenylation specificity factor complex.